CAUUCACUAUGAUGCCGUCUGUGCUGCUGCUGCUGCUCAUCAGCAGCACACAAGCUGCUCAUUUUUAUGGGACUAUGAUGACCUACUACCCGAAGGACGCUAUUGCUGAUGGAUCAGUCAACGUGACAGUUCGCUAUAAGCUCAGCUUCCACUCAUGUACAGAUGUGGCUACAUGGGUUUGCACUGGAAACUGUGGAAGUGAGUCCAUCGCGUUACAAAUAGUGGAUCAGGCAAGCAGCGGAGACUGGUGUCAGAGGGAGGGAGUCAUGACUCGGCUGGUUCCCAGCAACGCUCCAUUUCAGCUUGUACUGGCUAGUGGCAACUGGAUUAGCAACAUAAAUGGCAUUGUAAGUUGGAAAGCUGUGACUUAUGUUGAACUUAGAAACCGGUCAGACACCAGCAAAGCCAACACAUCACCGCAGACCACCAUCAUGCCAGCUGUGAGAGUUCCUUCAAACUGUCAAAGAGAUUUGAACUUAUUGGCAUUUGACCCAGAUGGAGAUGCGGUCACAUGCAGAUAUGGAAGUGAUGCAUUGUCAGAGUGUAACCCCUGCACACCACCGUCUGUCCUCAGCCUCUCACCUUCUUGUACGCUGUCAUUCAGCCCCACUAACAGCAGCAAUGAAGGUCUGUAUGCUGUGCAGCUGGUGGUGGAGGACUUUCCCAGUCAGACCAUCAACCUGACACAAACCAACGGUUCAUUGGUGGUGAAAACUACCAACGAUGCAAUCAGCAAGAUAUCUAUUCAAUUUGUUUUGAUAGUGGAUCCUGCUGUACCAUCCUGCACAGAGGGAGACUUUCUGCCCAAGUUGCUAUCUCCAACUCCAGCCAACAGAGCUCAGCUGUUCACCCUUGUUAAUCAGGCACUAGAAAUAACCAUCAGAGCAGAGGCUGCUAACUCCACGAUCUCUGAACUGCUGUUCAGUGGGCCAUACAACGUAAUCCAGAAUUCAACAGGCUCAGGGCAGUUUACCCUAAAAUGGACUCCAUCGGAUCAAGAAGAUGGAGAAAGCCAUCCCAUCUGUUUCAUCAUCCAGGCAAAUUCAUCUAGUGGCGCUCUAUAUCACUCUGAGCUUCGAUGUGUCGUUGUGACAGUCGGAAACAGCUCAUCAGUAACUAGAACGCCUUCUGUGAGAAUCGCAUCAUUGAUUACAACAACUGAACAGCCUACAACCAUGACAACUACAGCUGCACUGACUACAACAACCGAACAGCCUACAACCAUGACAACUACAGCUGCACUGACUACAACAACCGAACAGCCUACAACCAUGACAACUACAGCUGCACUGACUACAACAACUGAACAGCCUACAACCAUGACAACUACAGCUGCACUGACUACAACAACCGAACAGCCUACAACCAUCACAACUACAGCUGCACCGACUACAACAACCACACACCCUACAACCAUGACAACUACAGCUUCUCAGACUACAACAACCACACAACUUACAACCACAUCAUAUACAGCUGCACUGACUGGGCCAACCGAACAGCCUACAACCAUGGUAACUACACCUGCACUGUCUACAACAACCACACAGCCUACAACCAUGACAACUACAGCUGCUCUGACUACAACAACCAUACAGCCCACAACCACAUCUACAGCUGCACUGCCUACAACAACCACGCAGCCUACAACCACAGCAACUACACAUGCAUUGACUACAACUACCACACAGCCUACAACUAUGGCAACUACCCCUGCACCGACUACAACAACCGCACAGCCUACAACCAUGACAACUACAGCUGCACCGACUACAACAACCGCACAGCCUACAACUAUGGUAACUACAGCUGCACCGACUACAACAACUACACAGCCUACAACUAUGACAACUACAGCUGCACCGACUACAACAACCACACAGCCCACAACCAUGACCCCAUCUAAUACUACACUAAUUACAACACCUGCCUCUGGCCCAUUUUUUGUUAUUGCUGUCAACAUAAGGAUGUCUACUACACUGUCAUUGGAAAAUAACAUUGAUGCCAUCCUUACACAGCUUAAAGAGGAACUGGUAAGACGAGGCCUCCCAUCAAACAUAAGCCUACGCCUUCUGAGGAGUAAAAAACUGGAAAUAACAACCACACCUGGCGGUUGAUUGAUUAUGGGCAUGCAACUGAUCCCUGCUGAGAUAUACACAUAAACAUAUACGUGUCUGCGUGUGGUGUGUACACUCUCUCUCUCUCUCUCUCUCUCUCUCUCUCUCUCUCUAUAUAUAUAUAUAUAUAUAUAUAUAUAUGUAUAUACACUGCGUUCAAAAGUUUGGGGUACUACAGUUACUUCC
Melanotaenia boesemani (Boeseman's rainbowfish) is the source of this 2303-nucleotide messenger RNA. RefSeq names its product mucin-5AC-like. Lineage: Eukaryota; Metazoa; Chordata; Actinopteri; Atheriniformes; Melanotaeniidae. The transcript is spliced from 11 exons. Bases 9 to 2117 code for a protein of 702 amino acids. The record is from RefSeq and is a predicted model, not a curated record.